ACAAUAUUUGCGAUAUAUAAAACACAGAUUCUCCAUAUAUUCGCAAAAGAUUCGCUUUGUUUUUAAAAAUCAGUUUUAUCAAACGACUCGUUAUGAACAGGUCGUUCAAUGUGAUAUUUUUCGGUUGUUUACCACUCAAUUUGAUAGUUUGAUGUUUUCAUUAGCACUCGGAAUAAUAAUCGUAACACACGGCCAAACGUUUUAUCAGUUUUAUCUUAAGUAAAAAUUAAAUUCUGUAUCGUAACCACAUCUUCCUGAGAGCAAAUCAAAUGAUAACAUGGGUGAAAUACUGGCACUUGUAAAAUAUGUUGGACCAAAAUUGAUAUCGUUCAUCGUAGCUGUGAUCAUCUACUUCCUAUUGAUUGCAUUUGAGCACAACAAUCUGGUAUGGACAACUAUUGUAAAGUGUGCACCAAUUAUAUGCUUGAUGAUAUUUGUGCUUCUUUAUGGCCUGCGUUUUGAAAGGGAGUACAUUUAUUCGCAUAAAAUAUUCAUGGGUCUGAUAUUUUCCUGUUUCGGUGAUGCUUUACUGAACGUAGACCUAUUUGCAUUCGGAAUGGUAAUGUUCGGAGUGGCUCAGGUUGUCUACGCAUCAGCGUUCGGCUGGAAACCAUUGAAGUUAUGGAUUGGUUUGGUUCUGUAUAUUUUCGGAGCGAUCGCAAUUUUAUUCCUGUACAAAAAUAUCGACAGCACGGUACUGCUAAUUGGUUUACCUGUUUAUGGUGUUCUGCUCCUAACGAUGUGCUGGAGAGCCAUAGUCCGUUUCGGGAAUGUUAGAGACUUACGAACGUCUUCCAUGAUCAACAAUGUCUGUGCGAUUGCGAGCGUACUGUUUGUUUUUUCUGAUGCUGUGAUUGCAUUUGAUAAAUUCUAUUCGCCUAUAUCGUACAGAACUUUUCUGGUGAUGUCAACGUAUUACUUUGCUCAAUUCGGAAUAACUUUAAGUAUUAUCCCAUCCAGGGCCACAGUCGAAAAAUUCAAAUCGAUACAUACACAAACCGACACAAAUGACUAUUCCCACAAUGUGAUCGAAAAUUUGGAUUUGCCGGGACAAUUUGCUGUACGCCAAAGAAAAUUUAGUGAUAUUUAAGAAAAGUGAUAGUUUACGCUGUAAUAUUAAAUUAAAUUUCGUUGUAAUAUGGUGGAUGUGUUUGACAAAAAGUAUAUAAUCUUGGUGAUAUUGAUUUCAACAUGUGUGAACAGUGCGACUGCACGAAAUGUAUAGUGUAUUAGUCGUAGGUAAUUGUUCCAUUAAUUUAAAUGCAAUUAAAGUAAAAGUAGAACUUUGACAG
Bradysia coprophila is the source of this 1292-nucleotide messenger RNA. RefSeq names its product lysoplasmalogenase TMEM86A. Lineage: Eukaryota; Metazoa; Arthropoda; Insecta; Diptera; Sciaridae. Gene Ontology annotation, molecular function: hydrolase activity. The record is from RefSeq and is a predicted model, not a curated record. Gene Ontology annotation, cellular component: membrane.